This is a messenger RNA of Selaginella moellendorffii, 1691 nucleotides long. Its product is annotated as probable polygalacturonase. Lineage: Eukaryota; Viridiplantae; Streptophyta; Lycopodiopsida; Selaginellales; Selaginellaceae. Gene Ontology annotation, molecular function: polygalacturonase activity. The transcript has 5 exons. Gene Ontology annotation, biological process: carbohydrate metabolic process. The coding region runs from base 129 to 1514 and encodes 461 amino acids. The record is from RefSeq and is a predicted model, not a curated record.
UCUUGGAAGGGCGAUGGCGAAAGGCAGCCAGACUGUGCGUGUGGAUCAAUCCUGGCGAGGAAGAGCUUGUGGAGGAGGGAGGGAGGAGGCGAUCAUCUGGUGAUGCUCUUGCCUGAUCGCAAAUCGCAAUGCGGCGCAUGGAUUUCUUGCUCCUGGCACUGUGGAUCGCAUGGCGAUCUUGUCUUGUUUGCGCAAUUCCGAUCGGCGCGCGGCCGCACAGCGCAUCGAUCGUGGAUUUUGGGGCCAUCGGCGACGGCGUGACGCUCAACACGCUCGCGUUCCAGAAUGCGAUGUUCUACCUCAGCUCCAUCACGGCGACCGACAAAGGCGGCGCCAUGCUCUACGUUCCGGAAGGCCGCUGGCUCACUGGCAGCUUCAACCUCACCAGCCAUUUCACGCUCUAUCUGGAGCGAGGAGCGGUGAUUCUUGGUUCUCAGGAUCCAUCGCAGUGGCCAAUUAUUGAUCCAUUGCCAUCGUAUGGAAGAGGGCGUGAGCUUCCCGGCGGUAGGCACAUCAGCCUCGUCCACGGAGAGAAUUUGGAAGACGUCGUCAUCACGGGUACGCUCUUUUCCUCUUUUCCGCUGGCCACACCGGCUUUUUCCUUUGUUCUAGGCGAGAAUGGAACCAUCGAUGGCCAAGGCGCCAAAUGGUGGCGAUGGUCCAAGCUCGGGCUUCUCAAUCACACCAGAGGCCAUCUCGUGGAGUUCGUCAGCUCGACCAACAUCAUCAUCUCGAACGUUACGCUUGUGAAUUCCCCGUUCUGGACGCUCCAUCCAGUCUACUGCACCAACGUCCUGAUCCAGGGAGUGACAAUCCUCGCGCCGCAGGACUCGCCCAACACCGAUGGCAUCGAUCCAGAUUCCAGCUCCAACGUUUGCAUCCAAGACUGCUACAUCAGCAACGGAGACGACAUGAUCGCCAUCAAGAGCGGCUGGGACGAGUACGGCAUCGCUUACGGCCAGCCCAGCUCCAACAUCCAUAUCCGUCGAGUCACCGGACAGACCAAGCGGGGUGCCGCCAUAGCCAUCGGAAGCGAGACCUCGGGUGGCAUAGAGAACGUCCUGGUGGAAGACCUCGUCGCAGUGAGCACCAAGUCGGGAGUUUCCAUCCGGACUGGCGUCGGCAGGGGCGCCUACAUCCGAAACGUUGUCCUCUCCAGCAUCACCUUGCUCGACAUCCAGACCGCCAUCACCAUCUCCGGCUUCUCCAGCGAGCACCCGGACAACGGUUACAACGCCACCGCUUUCCCAGUCGUGGAAAAGGUGACGGUCAGGGGAGUCACGGGCAACACGCUGGACAGGCCCGGACGAAUUCUGGGAAUCCCGGAGGUGCCUUUCAGAGAUAUCUGCUUGGAGGACAUAGCGCUGGAUGCUAGCACCGGACUGACCGCCUGGAAGUGCACGGACGUGGAGGGCUACUCGUCCUCGGUGACACCAAAGAUAUGCAAGGAACUGUCCGAGAACAACAGCCCCGAUGCCUGCCCGUUCCAGCUCCCAGCGAUCCCAUGGUGCUGACAACUUCCAGCGGCAAAGUCGCUCUCCGGGGAAACGUACUAGAGUUCCUGCUCGCGAUUGGCACGCUCGGUUUGUUAUAGCAAAGCGGAAAAAAAACACAGGUACAUUACCUCCUAGAUACCAUUCUUUUUAGCGAAGAGGUUUCAAUCCAAGCUUGGCUCGGAGCUUGUUGGCCUC